UUUUUUGCUUGGUCCCGCUUUCUUUUUGUCAUCGAUUUCACUGUUACGUCUACAUUUCUCCCCCUCCGGUGACUGUGACUGACUAUCCGUUGCAAUUUCCGAUGACAUCAUCCGGAGUUUCCAGUUAUCGAGAUCGGACGUCGGAAUUUCGAUCUCUCUCUGAAAGAAUGAAGAAGAUCGGUGGAAUGGCUGUUGCAAAUCAUGCUGAAGAUGAUCCAGCAACAUCGAGAUCAUUGGCUUCGGCAGCAUCACGAUCCGAAUUCAACAAAAAGGCUUCACGAAUUGGGUUAGGGAUCCACGAGGCAUGUCUCAAGAUCUCCAGGCUUGCCAAAUUGGCAAAAAAGUCAUCAAUGUUCAAUGACCCAAUCAUGGAAAUACAGGAACUAACUGCCUUGAUAAAAGAUGAUAUUACUGCACUCAAUAUAGCAGUUUCAGAUUUGCAAACCCUUCAAAACCUUGAGAUAGCUGAUGGAAAUUACUCUGAUGAUAGAGUCGUCCAUUCAAAUACUGUUUGUGAUGACUUAAAGAACAAACUUAUGGGGGCUACUAAACAGCUUCAGGAUGUGUUAACAACUAGAACAGAGAAUAUCAAGGCUCAUGAGAAUAGGAAGCAGAUUUUUUCCACAAAUGUAUCCAGAGAGAACCCUUUUCAGCAGCAUGCAAAGAGUGUGACUGAGCCACCUCCUUGGUCAAGUUUAUCUACGACAUCUGGGAAUUUGCAACCAUCAGUGUUGUCGUCAAAUGGAGUUCAAGUUGGCAACCAACUGAGACGAAGGUUAGCUGUGGACAACACACCAUCCAACCAUAUGGAAGUGUCCAUGUUACAGCAGGUGGUUCCACGACAGGAAAAUUAUACACAAAGCCGGGCAUUGGCUCUUCAGAAUGUCGAAUCCACAAUUUCAGAACUAAGCGGAAUCUUUACUCAUCUGGCUACAAUGGUUGCACAGCAAGGGGAAUUGGCUAUCAGGAUUGAUGAUAACAUGGAUGAGUCGUUGGCAAAUGUUGAAGGUGCUCAAAGUGCUCUAUUGAAGCAUCUAAAUCAAAUAUCAUCAAACAGAUGGCUUUUACUCAAGAUCUUUGCCGUAUUAAUAUUUUUCCUGAUGAUAUUCAUCUUCUUUGUGGUUUAAUACGUUGUACUAAGAACUCACACUUGCAUUUCUGCAUGGGGUAUCUCACCUUUCUUUUCCAUCAACAACUUGCUUGUCAGGCAUAGGUUUCUCCAUUAUGGGGAGCAAUUACGGUGCCCCAUACCCUGUAAAUUUAAUUGGCACUCCCAUUUUUCACUUAUGUCUAUAGCUUUCCCAGACAUCUUUAGGGAAAUACAUAGCAAUAUCUAUGGGGUUGCAACCAUAUUGGAAGCAACUUUUACCCAUCUAGUGAGCAAGCUUUGAUUCUAUUUGUUACUGCAUGUAAUCUUGAUUCUGAGUUCUGCAAUAUUAUUUUGAUAAUCAUGACUGCUCAUCAUUAUUCCUUU
Molecule: messenger RNA, 1474 nt
Organism: Vitis riparia (riverbank grape)
Lineage: Eukaryota; Viridiplantae; Streptophyta; Magnoliopsida; Vitales; Vitaceae
Product: syntaxin-31
Exons: 6
Coding region: 102-1127 (341 amino acids)
Biological process (GO): intracellular protein transport; endoplasmic reticulum to Golgi vesicle-mediated transport; vesicle fusion
Cellular component (GO): Golgi membrane; endomembrane system; SNARE complex
Molecular function (GO): SNAP receptor activity; SNARE binding
Source: RefSeq, a predicted model, not a curated record